CUUUCCCCGAGUCUCUAUGGUAGCGUCAGCCUCUGAGGCGGUAGCGACGGUGGCAUUUCCUUGAGGAAGCGUGAGGAUUUCAACUUUCCUGCUGAUCUGGGAGGUAUUGGGCGCGGAGGGUCGCGAUGUCAGAGAAAAAGCAGCCGGUAGACUUAGGUCUCUUAGAGGAAGACGACGAGUUUGAAGAGUUCCCUGCUGAAGACUGGGCUGGCCUAGAUGAAGAUGAAGAUGCACAUGUCUGGGAGGAUAAUUGGGAUGAUGACAAUGUAGAGGAUGACUUCUCUAAUCAGUUACGGGCAACUAUACUCUUGAUGAUACAGGUUUAUGAAACCCCAUACAGCCGCUAUGUUCUCUACCAAAAGGGAAGGAUGUGCAGUGCUUUCCUUGCUGCUAACAGAUCAUCAACGUGUAUGUGCUUAUGGCCCCACCUAACUGCAAACAGCUGGGAUGCACAGUAGUGGAGAGCCAUUGUUGAGCACUAGUCAGGUGGAUAUGUGCACGGAGUAAGUGAAGAGGGAGCAGGGUGGUGCUGUAGCAUUUCAGGCAGAGAGAGCAGCCUGGGCAAAGGUCCAGCCUGACUGAGGUAGGAUUAUGGUUAGCAUAUUGCAGUACUGUUGGGUGGUAAGAGAUUAUGACACUUCCUUUAGCUACAUACCUGGGGGUUACUUGAAAGGUGAUCGUAUUUAUUUAGCUGCCAGAGUUCAGUGGAAAGUCAUGUUUUUUAUAUAAAAAGAAGGCUGGGCAUGGUGGCUCAUGCUUGUAAUCCCAGCACUUUGGGAGGCCAAGGCAGGUGGAUUACCUGAGGUCAGGAGUUAAAAGACCAGCAUGGCCAACAUGGUGAAACCCUGUCUCUACUAAAAAUGCAAAAAUUAGCCAGGCAUGGUGGUGCAUGCCUGUAAUCCUAGCUACUCGGGUGGCUGAGGCAGGAAAAUUGCUUGAAUCCAGGAGGCAGAAGUUGCAGUGAGCUGAGAUCAUGCCACUGCACCCCAGCCUAAGUGUUAGAGCGAGACUCAGUCUCAAAAAAAUGAAUAAAAAUAAAAAAUAAUAAUAAGAAAUGACCUCCAUGUUUUAUUUAAUAAUUAUCUGUCUCCUAAAAGACAGAUAACUAUUAAUAAUUAUUAAUCAUACACUGUGUGAGAAAUAUUACAUAUGUGUUUUUUCACUUAAUUCUAAGCAGUAUCAUUGUCCCCAUUUUACAGAUGAUAAAACAGACAAACACAGA
This is a messenger RNA of Cebus imitator (Panamanian white-faced capuchin), 1222 nucleotides long. It is a transcript of the gene SEM1, whose product is annotated as SEM1 26S proteasome complex subunit. The transcript is spliced from 3 exons. Gene Ontology annotation, cellular component: proteasome regulatory particle, lid subcomplex; proteasome complex. The coding region runs from base 126 to 458 and encodes 110 amino acids. The record is from RefSeq and is a predicted model, not a curated record. Lineage: Eukaryota; Metazoa; Chordata; Mammalia; Primates; Cebidae. Gene Ontology annotation, biological process: mRNA export from nucleus; double-strand break repair via homologous recombination; proteasome assembly.